Molecule: messenger RNA, 2299 nt
Organism: Ilex paraguariensis (yerba mate)
Lineage: Eukaryota; Viridiplantae; Streptophyta; Magnoliopsida; Aquifoliales; Aquifoliaceae
Source: the annotation of a GenBank genome assembly
AUUGCCACAAAAGCAAACGGGAAGAAGAAGAUAAAAUGGGAAAACAGGCGUAUAGCCCUAAGGAGGAAGGGAAACAGAAAAACUGGGAUUUUGAAGAAAGGUCAAGACCUCAAGGGGAAGGAAAAGGAAUGGCAGAAAGUUACAAGAAAAGGGGGUCCCAAAGUAACCGUGGAGGAGGGUCACCAAGUUCCUAAUAGUUUAUUGUAUCCUAAUGGCUUAAGUGAAGGAGUUAUUGCGGCUAAUAAAUUCAAUGUGCUAAACGGGGAUCACUCGGGCAAGGAUGUAGGAGAGGAGGAAAAUGCUGAAAUGGAGAAUCAUAACGGAAGUCCAUCACGGAGCUUUGAGGGCAUGAAGGUCUACGAGGUUAUCGACACUCCCUCUCAAACUCAGGGGACAGGGCCUGAUGAGGUGCAGCAAACGGGGAGCUGGGAAAGAAAGCUUAAGAAGCAGAUUAAAGAAAUUGAUUGUGAUGAACAAGAAGACCAUAGACUUGAUGAUGAGUUAUUUGGGGUCAUUCCUAAGCUUGUUGGACUAGGGGAUAAUGAGAAAUUGACUAUGGCUGCUACCUCCCUAGAAUUGAAACAGGCUUAUGGCGUUAGACCGCAGGCAAUGGAAGGCAUGACGGGUAUGGAUUUAUUGAGGACUUUAAAGGUGGAUAUGAGGCAUAAGCUAAGACCAAAGAUCAUUUGGGUCGACUGGUCCCCUCCUCCUUCUGGUUGUUUAAAGCUAAAUGUGGAUGGGGUAUCGAAAGCUGCCUUUUCUGCUCUUCCUUUUGCAGCUGCUUUUCAUGCGUCUGUUCACCUGAUUACAGCUGGGCUUCCAGCUGCUGGAUUUUCAGCUGCUGUUCAGCUGGUAUUAAUGUCACUUUUGUGCCUUCUGCUGCUCUCUAUGAAGGUGUCUGUUGCAGCUGUGGGUUUUGGUUUGUUGGGCACUGUUUACGUGCUUUGUUUGGUUGCUGCUGCUGAUGGGGCAUCUACGGAUGGACUGUUUUUGCGCCAUCACAUGGUCCAGUCUCUGCUCACCAGUUCUGUGCAGCUGGUUUCAGUUCUGGUUGAACGCUGCAGGGGUUCUGGUUCUAGCUUGAUGCUGCACUGGUUUAAAGCCAACUACGACUUUUCCUUUGCUAUUAAAGCUUUGUCUCUUUGCUUCUUAAUCUAUGAUGAUAAUGCUCUAAAUGCCCAUGCCGUGUGUUUGGAAGUCUGUUCAGCUCUUAGGCUGCAAGCUCAUGGUAUUAAACCCAAAGCAACCGAAGGAAUCAUGGGCACGGAGUUUUUGAAGGCUUUAGAGGUUGAGGUGAGGUAUGAGCUGAAACCGAAGAUUGUUUGGGUCAACUGGUCUCCUCCUAUUCCUGGUUACUUAAAACUAAAUGUAGAUGGGGCAUCAAAGGGCAAUCCAGAAUGGGGCAAAAGCUUCAACAACGUUGCAAGAUGUCACAAAGAACUCUUGUAUGCCUCCUACAAACCCGAAUCUACAAUCUACAACAGAUAUUGCAAAAAUCCUUCCACAAUCGGUGCAAUUGUCCGAGUUAGGCAGAUGGUGCAAAUGCUUCAGGAUCGCAACAGAAAAGUCUAUGAAGAUAUCUCACUUUCGGCCCAUGCUGUUUUUCUUGAUAUUUGCUCCUCUUUGCGUCUUCGGGCUUAUGGUACUCGUCCCGAGGCAAAGGAAGGCAUGAUGGGGAUGGAUCUUUUGAGGGCCUUAAAGGUGGAGAUGAGGCAGGAACUGGAACCAAAAAAUAUUUGGAUUAACUGGUCCCCUCCUCCCUCCGGUUUUUUAAAGCUAAAUGUGGAUGGGGCAUCGAAAGGAAAUCCUGGAAGAGCUGGGGCUGGAGCUGUGCUGGAUUUUGUGCUGAUUUCAGCUGGGGAUCGUGGCUCAUUUUGUUGCUACAGCUGGUUUUAUCAGACUUUAUCUUUGGUAAACAUUGAAGGCUUUCCACGGUUCUGCUCAGAGGGUUUUCAGCUGGAUUUCCAGCUGCUUUCUUGUCGCUGCUGCUGGCCACCUCUGGUAUCUUUUUCUUCAGCUGGUUUUGCUGAUUUUCUCAUGGUCUCUCAGCGGUUCUUUCAUCUGCUUGACGCUGGCUAUUGGUCUGCUGCUGUGGGUUUCUCUGUUGCUGCUUCCUUCGGCAGUCAGCUGGGGAUUUGUUCUCAGCGGGCUCUCAGUUGCUGUGUUGGUUCUGGGCUUAUGUUCAUUCCUCAUGGUUUUCAUCAUCUCGCAGUUGCUGUCUCUUGGGUUUCCAGCUUUCCUCCAGCUGAAUUUUCUGGAUCUUCAGCUGGACUCUCAGCUGGCUUUUGCUGGCCUUCAU